UUUUGCCUGGCGUUAUGUCUGAAACCCUUUUCAAUUUGUGGAUAUGUUUCAACCCAAUCAGCGGGACCCAACUAUGCCUGUUCUUGUCAACAUGGCGGCCUCCGUGGAUGGCUUAAAACUUCUCGAGAAAUGCCCCUCUGAAAAACUCGAUUCGUUAUUGCAUGAGGUGAUUGAUGGAAUAUGUGGGCAUUGUCGUCCCAGAUUGCAAGACUACUCAAGGGUCUGGACUGGUGAAGUAUGGUUCCAAGUAUUAGAUGCUUGCCAGACAUGGAUAAAGAAUGCUGUGAAAAAUGGACUCACUAAAGAUGGGAUGGAGAAAGACCUAGAAAAUCUGCCAGCAGAGAUCCAAAGAAGACUAGUGGAAUGUGUGACAGUAAGACGAGGGGACAUCCGGGCUAGUCUCUUGGCUGAUACUGCAGCCAUCUCACAGGCGCAUCUCAAAGACUUUGACUGGAAACUCAAGCUUGCCCUCUCAAGUGAUAAGAUUGCAUCUGUUCAAGAACCGCUCCUAAAUGUAGACUUCAAUGUCCAAGAAGGAGACCACAAUAAGACAGUGUCUCUAGAAAUGGACAGACAAGAGCUGAAUAAACUCAUAGCUUCUCUAGAAACAGCCAAUAAGGCUGUAUUACAAAUGAAGACAUGAGGGAUGUUUCUGUGUGUGUCAUCUCACCUCCAAUAAGAAUGUCCCCGUAAGUUCAUUUUUUUGAAAGGAAUUUCCUAAAAUUCCUAGAGUUUAUUGUAUGAAACCUGCCUCUUAAAUUGAUAAAUGAGGAAGAUUUAAACCAGCAGGCGCUAAUGUCAUGGAGCAGCUGAGCACGGAUAUUUGUGAAGCACUGAAAAUAUCUGCUAAGCAAGUACAGAUUAUUGGCACUGAAAACAAUUAUAAAAUUUUGUAGAAAUUGUACAUUGUUUGUGGCUGUUCUCAGUGGAUUCCUGCUUUGCUCAUAAAUUUUCUAAGCAAUAUUUUUGUCUUGGCUACUCCAUGAAAUGUGCUCCAGUCCACUGAUGACUUGACUUGACACAUUUGAUUUAAUUUGGGAUAAAGACAAGACUGUUGAUCUUUUAGUUGGCGUCACGCAGGACAAAAACGUCAUUGAAAGCUGGCAAGAUUUUUCUUUUCACCAUUUUUUCCAUGGAAGCUUGGCUAUUAGGUCGAUGAAAAAUCCUGAGGAGAAAUUUUAUAAAAAAAAUUACUCUUUGAAAAGAUUUAAUACUUAAUCAUAAAAUGACAUCAAAAUCUAUUUGUAUGCCUGUCAUCAUGAUGCAUGCGAUAUAAUUAAUGUAAAUACUGAUAAGGAAGUUUGUCCAGACAAACUCAAUUUGUUUUGAUUUUAUGAAUCCCGCAGACGUUUGAUUAAGAACCAGUAAUAAAAUAUCAAUAUUUGGACUGAUGCACACGAUUGACAAUAAACUGACUAAUUUGGGAUUCAUAAAUGUCUCAUAAUUUAUACAUUACUUAUUAUUCAGGAAUACACAUGGCAGUUUACCCAUUCCUAUUGGUCGAGAGCCCGUCACAUGGGUGUUUUUUUUUGCGAUUGAUAAAACACUGGCUGGCUGGUUUUAAAUACUUUUCCAGCGUCCCAUGAAAUUUGGACUCCUGUGAAAUCUGGUCCCUUUACCCUAUUAUUAGUAGAAUAUUAUCGACGACCAGGCCCUGAGCUGGUUUAAAAACAUGCAUGUACUUGUUUAAAACCAGCCAAACACAUAUUUAUUUCCAUGGUAAUACUAGGGAGUAGUGUUCAUCUUUGCAAUAAAAUUGAAGAUAAGGCUGCUUAUCUUGAGUUGCUUUUGAAGUCAAGUUUUAAAAGUUCUUCCACUUUUGUCUCCAAGACAUAUGAUGCCCACUGUCGGGUCUUACAUCUUUAGAAGUUCUAUCGGUCUUGUUGAACUGAUUUGGAUUUUCAAGGAUUUUUACAUAUGACAAGGUUUUUAAGAUAUAUUCCUUUUAAAAUUUCAUAAGUUUAAUUUUGCAUAUAUUCCAGAACCUCUGACCAAAUGUAUGCAUUUGACAAAAUUAACAUGGACCGGUACUUAAUAAUAGACAUAGUAAUAAUAGGUACAUACAUAGCGCUUUUAAUUAAAAGAAAAAAACGCUUUACAUUAUUAUUACCCAUGAUCAUUGGGCCAGUGAAACAUUCCAAAUACAAUCUCAGCUCCCUGGGGAGUAUACAGUUCGAUGACAUGUGAUUACUUAAGGAGUAUUAGUUUGUUAAUCAAUGUUAUUAUUAUUAUUAUUAUUAUUAUUAUUAUUAUUAUUAUUUUUGGCAUGGGAAAGAAAUAAAUGAAGCUCCAUAUGUAAUUGAA
Messenger RNA from Patiria miniata (bat star), 2304 nucleotides. RefSeq names its product COMM domain-containing protein 8-like (gene commd8). The record is from RefSeq and is a predicted model, not a curated record. Bases 44 to 643 code for a protein of 199 amino acids. NCBI's taxonomy places the organism in Eukaryota, Metazoa, Echinodermata, Asteroidea, Valvatida, Asterinidae. The transcript is spliced from 5 exons.